UAAAAAGGAUAGAGCCACAAAGGUAGUGUUAUUAAAAUUUUACAUUUAAAGCUAAGCAAAGUGCGUAAUAAUAAUAUGGUCAAACAUUGACUAUAUUUUUUUUACUUAAUUUCAUUAAUUUCAGUAAUAAAUUAUAAUUCUACGAUAUUUUUGGUGGUGCUUAGUAAUAUCAAAAUAAUAUUUUCUUGUAGAAGCAUGGCUCUUCUUCUGAAGUUGGCAAUUUUACCAGCUCUUCUUGCCCUGGCUUGGGCAGACUUUCCAAUAGACGCUGAUUUUCUCUCGGAUAUUGUUGAUACUCGCAAUGACGAUGACGUAAAGUACAGGCUGCCUGAAAGCCUCGACCCAGUUCACUGUGAAAUUGAAAUAACACCGCACUUCGACGCCACUGCUGAUAGACCAGCUUUCUCUUUUGAUGGAAUUGUAACCAUUAACGUUAUUGCUAAAGAGGAUGGCAUUAACAGUCUCAUUCUUCAGGAGAAUGUAAGAGAAAUAGGUGCUAUUACAGUAACUGAGGAAAAUGGGAGGUUGAUAGAUUUAAACCCAUCAUCACCCUUUGAAAGACUGACAGAAUAUCAGUUCCUGAAAAUAAAUCUGCGUAGUGGUGUUACUUUGACUAAAAAUGGAAAAUACACCAUAAGAAUUGAAUAUGUAGGACAUAUGAAUGAGACACCUCUUUCGAGGGGUAUGUUUAGAGGUAGUUACGUGGGAAAAGAUGGAAAAACUCACUGGUACGCUGCAACACAUUUGCAGCCCACUCAUUCCAGGCAGUUAUUCCCAAGCUUUGACGAACCUGGUUUCAAAUCCACCUUCAAAAUUAUCGUUAACCGACCAGCAAACUUUGCCGACACUCAUUCCAAUAUGUACGCCGAGUCUCGAAGUGAACCGAUCAACGGCUUAGUUAAAGAAGUUUUUUACACUACACCUCGAAUGUCAGCAUACUUAGUUACAAUUCACAUAAGUGAUGAAUUCACAAUUAUAGCUGAUAACGGAGAUGCUAAAAGACCCUACCGUAUCUUAGCUCGUCCUGAUGCUGCGAACCAAGGUCAAUAUGCUUUGGAGGUUGGCCCUCCACUGACGAAAUGGCUGGAGGAAUAUUUGGGUAAGCCAUACUAUGAAAUGGCUGAGAACAUGAAGAAUGACCAAAUUGCUUCACCGUUUUGGGCGUCUGGUGCUACGGAGAACUGGGGAUUGGUAACGUACAGAGAGCUCCGCCUCCUCUACGAAGAGGGGGAGACGAAUGCCGUGGACAAGAUGAGCAUCGGCACCAUCACGGCCCACGAGCUCGGACACAAGUGGUUCGGCAACCUGGUGACGGCGCGCUGGUGGGACAACGUGUGGAUUAACGAGGGCUACGCCAGCUACUUCGAGUACUUCGCUAUGGAUGCGGUCGACAAAUCAAUGGACUUGGCAGACCAGUUCAACAUCAUGUACACCCAGAGUGCCCUCGCCACCGACUCGUCGGCUUCCACCAGGGCCCUCCAGCACACCGUCAACACCCCCACCCAGGUCUCAGGACACUUCAGUGGCAUCAGCUAUUCGAAGGGAGCAGCGCUAUUGAACAUGCUCAAACAUUUCUUGGGAGAAAACACCUUCAAGAAAUCGCUCAAUUAUUAUCUGGAUGAAAUGAAAUACGAGUACGCGAAUCCGGAUGAUGUGUUCCGUGGUUUCGCAAGGGCCGUGCAAGAAGAUGGCGCUCUCAGUCAGUUCACGAAUGUAAACAUAACUGACUUCCUCUCCGACUGGGUCUACGAACCAGGGUACCCCGUCAUCAACGUCGACAUCAAUAUGAAUACGGGGAAUAUUUACAUAGAACAGGAACGUUUCUUCACGACAACUGGUUCGUCCAAUCAAGUGUGGCCGCUGCCCCUGACGUAUACCUCGGCCAGCAGCCCCGACUGGAGCAGCACCAGGGCCACCCACGUCAUGACUGGCAAAAGUUACAACAUCACGAAGACACCUGCUCAUGAAUGGACUAUAUUUAAUGUGAAACAGAAUGGGUACUACCGCGUAAAUUAUGAUACACAUAACUGGGAGCUCAUUGCUGAAGCUCUACAAAAAGAUGUCAACGCUAUCCACUACCUCAAUAGAGCCCAAAUAGUGGAUGACGUAUUCGCCCUGAUGCGUUCCGGAAGAAUGACUCACGCGCUCGGGUUCCAAAUCCUCGACUUUCUCAAGAAGGACGUCAGCUACUACUCGUGGUACCCCGCCAUCAGUGGAUUCAACUGGCUCAGAAACAGAUUCCUUCACUUGCCUGAUGUUUUAGCUGAAUUUGAUGAAAUCCUGUACAAAUACCUGGACGCCGUCGUCACUGACUUGGGCUACGAAGCCGUGGACUCCAACGAACCCCUCACCAGGACCCUGAACCGGUUCUACAUCAUGUCGUUCGCUUGCAACAUCGGCCACAAGGGCUGCGUCCGACACGCUACUCAGAAGUACACUGAGAUGGUCAAUGGUGGAAAGGUGGACCCCAACAUCCGUCGCCACGUGUACUGCAGUGGACUGCGACAGGGGAGCCUGGCGCAGUGGAAGGUGCUCCAAAUCCAAUACCUGGCCAGCAACAACCAAGCUGACGAGGUGGUGAAGCUGAGAGGACUCGGGUGCACCUCGGACGAUCAGGCUGUUAAAGAGUACUUGGAAAUGGUACUGACUGACGCAGUCAAGGCUCAAGAUCGCGUGAACGCUUUCACCUACUUGUACAUGGGAGACCGCGGGAACGCACAGAAGGCUCUACAGUUCAUAAAGACCAAUCACAACCAGAUUCGGGAAGCUGUCGUUGGUUCAGUUCGCUUCAACACCGUGUUGGCGAACUUGGCCGCUUACACUGAUGAAGAGGGACUACAGGAUAUGGAAUCAUGGCUAGAGGAGAACAAAGAUUCGAUUCCCGAGUAUUCUGUCGGCGUGAGCGCGGUGGCAUCAGCUCGGGCCAACAUGGCGUGGGGCACCCAGAACGCCGACUCCAUAUUGAAAGCCGCCCGAGGGUCUGCCGCUAUGGUCCUUCCUACUGCUUUGCUGCUGAUUGCCAGCUUAUUUGCGCUAUUGAUGAAGUAUAUGUGUCGAAUAAUUGCAGUGUUAACUGCAACAUGUCUUCUUCUGACAACAAUAAAUGCCGAUACUAAUUACAGACUCAAUUCCCUAGUGAAACCGUCUCAAUAUGAUAUUACAAUAACACCGCAUUUCGACACAAAUAACGAUCUAGCAUUCACUUUUGACGGACAAGUUUAUAUCAAAGUAGUAACAGCUGAAACAAACAUCAAUAAAAUAAGACUACACUCUGAAGACUUGGUUUUCGAUGCAAGUAGCAUCCUUAUAACAAGUGAAACUUCAGUCAUUGGACUCAAUCCCGACAACCCUAUCCAAGUUAUACAGCAAUACUCUUUUGUUGAUAUUAAUUUGGAAACGACGCUUGAGCCUAAUGUCACUUAUACUAUUGAUAUAUCGUACAGUGGCCCUAUAAGAGAUGAUCUCAAUGGCUUCUACAGAAGUUAUUACUACGAAAAUGGAGUCAAAAAAUGGCUUGGCGCUACUCAAAUGGAACCUACUCACGCCAGAAAAGUAUUCCCCUGCUUUGACGAGCCAGAAUACAAGGCCGUCUUUGUUCUCACUAUUGACAGUCCAGAAAACUACAGUCCAUCAAUGGCCAAUAUGAAACUGAAAUCUAGCACCCUUCAGCCCAAUGGAUACAACAGGAAUGUAUUUUAUCCCACCCCAAUAAUGUCUACUUACCUAGUAGCAUUCUUGGUAUCAGAAUUCACAGAUCACAGAACGACGGAAGGAACAAAAAUUAUUGGAGUUUACACUAGACCUGAAGCUUACAAUCAAAGUGAAUACGCGUUCGAAAUGGCUAAAAAAGUGGAACAAGCUCUCAGCACAUAUUUCAAUAUUGACUAUUUUUCAAAAGAUAAUUACUUAAAAUUGGACCAUAUUGCGCUUCCCGAUUUUAGAGCUGGUGCUAUGGAAAAUUGGGGUUUGGUUAAGUACAGAGAAGGAUCCCUUUUAUACGUGCCCGAAGAAUCAUCACCAAAUUACAAAUAUGGAGUUGCUCAAAUUAUUGCGCAUGAAACCACUCAUAUGUGGUUCGGAGACUUGGUUACUUGCCAUUGGUGGAGUGAUACCUGGCUGAAUGAGGGCUUCGCUAAUUAUUUCCAGGAUUAUAUUGUGGCCCAGAUCGACUCUACACUUGGAUCGGGCGACAUUUUGGUAACAGGCUCAGUAUACUCUGCAUACUCAGCAGAUGAAACCCCAUCAGCUGUUCCUAUUUCUAACGAAAAUGUCAACUCUCCAUCUGAAAUUAGUAACCAUUUUGGUACUAUUUCGUACCAGAAAGCUGGUUCUGUUAUCAGGAUGAUGCACCAUCUCCUUGGUAACACGGCUUUUGCUAAUGGCCUAAACUCAUAUUUAGUGACUAAUGAAUUCAGUGUGGGCUAUCCGAACCUUAUGUACGCAGCCUUGCAGCAGGCAGCUAACAGCGCGGGUUCUCUGGCCAACUACCCCGGGGCUACGGUUUCUGGCGUCAUGGGGUCCUGGGUGUCGCAGGCAGGACACCCAGUGGUCGUUGUGUCAGUCGACAGUGACACUGGUAACAUCACUUUGAGGCAGAGUCGAUUCUACACAAACUCCUCCAUCAAGACUAAUGAGCUUUACCCAAUUCCGAUAACCUAUACAACGAAAAGUGCUUCCAAUUUUGCUAACACCAAACCAGCUUUUAUAAUGACCGAUGGAGUUCACGUCUUUAACGAACCGGCCGUCAAAGAUCAUGGCUGGAUCAUGUUCAACAUCCAGGAAACAGGAUUUUACCGAGUUAACUACGAUGCACACAUAUGGAGCCAUAUUGGCGAAGCUUUGAAUUCGGAUGACAGAACCAACAUUCACUACUUGAACAGAGCCAAGGUUGUCAACGAUUUAUUUGCGUUUUUGACUGCCGAUGAAGUAUCUUUUGGAACUUUGUACGACGUGUUAGCAUUUUUGAAAAAAGAAACACACUAUUCCGUAUGGGUUGCUGCCAUUUCGGGUAUGAACAGUUUGCGGAACAGAUACAUUGGCACUGAAGACUUAGCAGAUAUUGAUAAAUACAUACUCGAUAUUAUGGACAAUAUAAUUAACACGUUGGGAUAUGUUGAAAAGAGCCAGGAUGAUUAUUUGACGAUCAGAAAUAGAAUGCAGGUCUUAGAGUUUGCUUGCAAGCUCGGACACCAGGGGUGUAUUGACGCUGCUGUGACUAAAUUUCAGAGUCUCAAAACAAGUGGAACGAGAAUCUCACCAAGUCUUCGGCGAGUGUCAUACUGCAAUGGUUUGAGAUACGGCAACGCCGCUGAUUUUGACUUUUUAUGGAGCAAAAUGUUGAGCACAAACGUUGCCAACGAAGCACUGAUCAUUCAAGGCACUCUCGGUUGUACGAAGGUCGAAAGCAAGUUGAAAGAAUACAUGGCAUCGAUCACCAAGACAGACUCUCCCAUUCGGUCGCAGGAUGUGAACAAUCCUCUGAGCAGCAUCCUCUCGGAUCAUGACAACGCUGCAUUAGUUUUAUCAUAUUUAAAGAGCAACUAUACUCUGUUGAGCAAUGUAUACCCGUCCAUGUCAACUGUGGUGAAUGCCGUCGCGAGCGCCCUACACACUGACGCUCAAUUUAACGAAUUCGACUCCUGGUUGAGUGGAUGCACACUGUGCAGUGCUGAUGUGGUGCAGUCGGGCCGCACCUCCCUGACCUCGGCCAAGGGAGCCACCGUCUGGGCCAAGGACCACCGGAGCGACAUCAUGAAGCUACUGAAGAAUGCAUCAGCUAAAUUGACACCUUCGUUGCUGGUGAUCCUGUCCUGUUUCCUUAUGUUCUACUCUUAGACAGUUCUUCUACUUGGUUAUACCCGAGUUUUAUUGAUUGAAUUUAUUGCAACCAUUAUGUUAUAUUAUACAAAUAUUAUUUAAAAUAACGGUUAAGCAUUAGUAAUUAAUAAAGUAAUAAGUAUGUAUACGAGCAAAUGAGAGAUCCCACUCCACUACUGUUUUAGAAUAGAAAUUCUUAAAGUGUAAGAAUUGACUGAUACACGCGAAUGUUAAUUUAAUUUAAUAUCAUCAAUUACUCGUAUUAUCAAACCUAUGUGUAUUUUUAGUAUUAGAUAAGUACUAUUUAAAAUAAAGAAAGUUUUACUGCAA
This is a messenger RNA of Plutella xylostella (diamondback moth), 6147 nucleotides long. The record is from RefSeq and is a predicted model, not a curated record. NCBI's taxonomy places the organism in Eukaryota, Metazoa, Arthropoda, Insecta, Lepidoptera, Plutellidae.